Messenger RNA from Rotaria sordida, 3468 nucleotides. The record is from the annotation of a GenBank genome assembly. NCBI's taxonomy places the organism in Eukaryota, Metazoa, Rotifera, Eurotatoria, Philodinida, Philodinidae.
AUGUCCGAAGCAGAUCUUCUUCAACCCGACAAUCUUGUUCGAGACCGAUGGAAAGUAAUUAGUAAAGUAGGUGGUGGAGGUUUUGGUCAGAUCUAUGAAGCAUAUGAUCUUGUCAUUAAAGAGAAUGUAGCACUUAAAUUAGAAUCAGCUAAACAACCAAAACAAGUUCUUAAAAUGGAAGUAACAGUUUUACGUCGUUUACAAGGAAAAGAUCAUAUAUGUAAAUUUCUUGGUGGUGGAACAAAUGAAUUAUAUAAUUAUGUUGUUAUGACAUUACAAGGAAAAAAUUUAGCUGAAUUACGUCGUAGUCAAACACGACAAUGUUUUAGUUUAUCAACAUCAUUACGUAUAAGUAUACAAAUUCUUCAAGCUAUUGAAUCUAUACAUUCAAUUGGUUUUCUUCAUCGUGAUAUAAAACCAUCAAAUUUUUCUAUGGGACGUUUAUCAACAACAUGUCGAAAAGUUUAUAUGUUAGAUUUUGGUCUUGCUAGAAAAUAUACAAAUGCAGAAGGUAGUGUUCGAGCAGCUCGACCACAAGCAGGUUUUCGUGGAACUGUACGAUAUGCUUCAAUUAAUGCACAUAAAAAUAAGGAAAUGGGUCGACAAGAUGAUUUAUGGAGUUUAUUUUAUAUGCUUGUUGAAUUUGUUACAGGACAAUUACCAUGGAGAAGAAUUAAAGAUAAAGAACAAGUUGGACAAAUGAAAGAAAAAUAUGAUCUUACAAUUUUUUUAAAAAAUCUUCCACCAGAAUUUAAACAAUUUCUUGAACAUAUUCAAAAUUUACGUUAUGAAGAUAAACCUGAUUAUGAAUUAUUACAAAAUUUAUUUCAUACAGCUAUAACUCGUCGUGGUUUUAAAGAACCAGAUUUAUUCGAUUGGGAAACAGAAUCAAAUGGUAUUGAAAAUGAAACAAAUGCCGUACCUACUCCAGCACAACCUCCACCUCAACCGCAACAAGUUUUAUCUAAUAUCAAUAAUAAACUUUCUGCAGAAAUGACAAAAGCAGUUGUAACAACUCAGCCAUGUGGUGCAAGUACAACAAUCAAUACUCGUCAACAAGCAACAGAAAAUGAUGCAUUUGAUGAACGUUUAAAAUCACCAAAACAAACUAAUGUUAUGUCUGAUCAAUCAGCAGCACGUCGAGUUAUUCCAAAAAGUCUUGAUCGUAAUACACGACGUGCUGCUCAACCAACAAAUACAACUGAAAAAGAUAUUUCAUCUUCAAAAAAACAACAACAACAACGCACUCCUCUUACAACAGCUCAAAUAUCUGAAUUAUCUCAACGUUUAAGACGUUCAAAUCAAUCAAAAUCAACAACUGGUGAACCUUUAACACCAACAAGUAAAUUAAUUAACAAAGAAGAUUCACCAGCUAGUGUAUCACAUUCAGAUUCAGCUAAAGCAAAAAAUCGAUUAAAUCCAUUAAAAUCAUCUGAUAUUCCUAUUCUUGAUGAGUCACUUUCACCUUUCGUUAUUAUGUCAACAUCCACCGGUGGUACUGAAUAUGGUAAGCCACCUAAAACACCACGUUCAGGUCGAACAGCAACAAGUCGUAGUGAUGCCAUAGUAUCAACACGACAAAUAACGUCACGUCCAGGUGAUAGUGAAGCUAUGUCAAUACCAGCAGGAACAUAUGCAAUUAAAGCUGGUCCACAAACAGUUCUAUCACAAUGGGUUAUAUCACUUGAUGAACCUAUUGAAGAUGAAAUAAGUGAUAAUCAACAUAGUGCUAAAUGGGAAGAUGCACAAGAAAAACUUCAAAGUGCAACUCAUGAACCAUCACAAUAUCAUCCAGCAGUAUCUUCAAUAUCUGUACCUCUUGUGAAUAAUCCACUUAGUCCGUCCAAUAUGAACAGUCAACAAAUAACAACAGUUAAUAAUCUUCAAUCUCCUAUAAUUUAUGCUACUAUUUCUAAUAGUAAUAUUAAUGAUGGUCGAUAUCAACAGUAUAAUCGACCAUUAUUAAGAACUGUUGAUGAAAAUUCAACUAAAGGCACAAUGAACAGUUAUGAUGAAAAAGAAAAUAAACAAAAAGAAUCAAUUGUUUAUUCACAUGAACAACCAUUAAUUGAAACACUUCCAUUUGAAAAUUAUCGAACAAUUGAUAAGACAGGAAAUAUUUCAUUACUUCGAAAUAAUAAUUAUAUGAAUAUUAAUCGUUUAUCAAAUGAUGAAGAUGGCCAUGAUGGUGAUGUUGAUGAAGAUGAGGAAGAUGAUCGUGAACAAUCGAAAAGAAAAAAUAUUGAACAAAAAUUUUUACAACAGAGUAGGCAAAAAAAUCUAAUAAAUGAAUCUUUUUCUAGAAAUAUACCUUCAUCGAAAAUGAUUAAUACUUCGGUGCAAUCUAGCCCGAAUACAUCAACAAUAUUGAUGAUGAUGAUGAAGCAAGGAAAUGGAGAAAAAUCAGAAAUUUUAGGAGAAAAUCAAAUACAAAUAUCAAAAAAUGAAAAACAAAAAAAUGAAUAUCAUCCUACUGAUGUUUCAUCAACUAUUCAAUCAAAAUUAUCGGAUUUAUCAAUAUUACCUGUUGAUGAACAUCAACAAAAUAAAAUUCGUAAAUAUAGUUUUAUUCCAGCUCGAUUUUUUAAAACACGUUUAAUAGCUAAAUCAACUGAACAACUUAAUCAUUCAUUUAUUAAUGAUAAUCCUUUAAAUUAUACUAUUCCAUCAUUGCAAUCAAAUUCUGCAAUAUCAAUUCUUAAACAAAAUUUUCUUCAACAAUCUACACCAACAACAAGAAUACAAAGUUCAAAUCAUAAUGAAGAUGAGUCUAUUAUGAAUUCACGAGAUAAAAAUAAUAUUGAAUUAAAUAAUGAUCAACAACAUUUCUCAAACGGUGCUCGUAAAUCAUUAUCAACAUUUGAAAUUCAUCGUGGUGAUGAUUUUUCUAAAAAAUUAUCGUUUUAUGAAAAUAAUGCUUUUUCUAACAAUAAUAAUAAUAAUAAUGACAAUUCAUCUCGACGACCAAUGUUUCAACAAUCAUCAUCUAUUCCGUCUACAACAAAAUCUUCAAAUGAUUUUAUGAAUAUAUCAACACAACAAAUAUAUUCAAGACCAAAUCUUUCUACAACUAUAAAUGAUCAAAUACAACAUAAUAAGUCUUCUAAAGAUUUAUUAGAUCCACCUAUUGCGCAUCCAGUUUAUUAUCAACAACAACAACAACAACAGCCAUUAUCGUUAUAUCCGUCCACAUCUUAUUAUAUUAAUAAUACAACACCAACAAUAAUUGGUAGUAGUAUACUUGAAAAUGGACCUAUAGACUAUCAACAAUAUCAACCAUCAUCAUUAUCAAAUAAUAAUUUUAUUCCGGAUGAUGUAUCGAGCUCAUCAACAGGUCAUUUACCAAAACCUCCACCUGGUAUACCCAAUCAAAAUGCAAGACGUCGUCGUUAUAAAGUAGAUAAUAUGAAUAAUCGUCAAAAAGAUCAAAAUCCUGAAGGUUCAUCAGAACGUUCACCAAUGACUUAA